UUAAAAGUAUGUUUUCGUUGUACCUUAAUCUCUGCACUUCCAAGUCACGUGUCUUGCACGUGGAAGAAGUAUAUGAGUGGUAUUGUAGUUUACUGAUUACUUUAUUCUUAUCUUCUUCUUUAUUUAAAAAUAUGAGACUUGUGAAGACAAUCUGAUCUUCGUGAUGUUUGACUUUUUUUAAACAUUUAUUGGCGAGUAAACAUGUUUGGCUCCAUUUAACAGCCCAUUAGGACCCAUUUUAUUCUAGUUUUUAGUCUGCUUUGUAUUAUUACUAUACUUAUUGUUAUAUAUUUCUAAUAUAUAACAAUAUUUCUAAUAUAUAACCCCGAAAUAGAGCUGCAGAACGACACACCGCAGGAGGGGGAAACCGCUGAUAUUUCCCGUACAGACGUAAAAGAAUGUAUACCCCCGAAGAAGUAAAUCCAAUUUCCCAGUGCUGAUUGCGGACCCAGUUCAGUCCCUGCAGGAAUAUUCCGGCAGCGCGCGCGUUGGAGGGAUGUCCCGUGCACGUGAACGCAUGCAGGCAGCGCAUGAAUAUUAUCUCCAGCAUGCCACUUCGGAAGUAGGUCACCGCUCACCGAUUUGUUCACCAUGUCUCCAGCUACCGUGCGCCGUUCGGUCCGCGGAUCGCUCGCCCCGCUCCACGGCCCCACCGGGUAGGAACUGACCACCGGAGACACGACGGACAGGAUUUUUUUUUUUUUCCUCUCUUUUUUAUUUUUUUCUUUCAUUUUUCCAUUUUUUUUUUUUUUACCCGACGGGACACGCAAGAGUUCGCAUGGACCCUGGCGAUGACCCGUGACGAUGCUCGCUGAAGGUUCUCUGUGAGCUGAAACCCGAGAGGAGGAGGAGGUGGUGGUGGCUCUGCCCCCCCCCCGCCCGCCCGCCUCCCCCGGACGCUGUGAUAAUGGUGAAAGCUCAGCGGAGCCAGCCUGUGAAAUGUGGGAAGCUCCGGAAGGAGAAAGGAAGCAAGGAGAAAGGAGGCAGAGUGAAAAAAGGGAAAGAAAGAAAAAACGAGUUGAGAGGGAGGAAAAAGAAGGAUAAAAAAGAGUUCCAUCGACGCCGGAAGAAGGCAGCGGCAGGGGGAGAUGGAGACGCGCUGGACUGUUGCGUCCUGCUCACCCGCCUGGAGGAGAAACGCGUCCUGGGUAAAGAAAAGGACGCACAAAAAUCGGGGAAACAAAAGAGGGUCAAAGUCAAGAAGAAGCACUCCAGCGCCACUCAAAGAAGGACCAAAUCUGGAGUCAAGAAAACAUCCAAUCAGCACGCACUGGAACCAAAAACCAAACAAUCCGACGCCUUACUCGCGUCUCCCGUCUUUGAGCCUCGCCGGCGGAGAAUGGCGUCGCUUAACGCCGAGGCCGUCAACAGCCUGCUGCUCUACAGAGACGACUCGCAGGCGUCCAACCCCGCAAAGAAACGCCAGCCUUCUGCCGAAGAGAAGGCGAAAGACAUUCUCGCCAAGACGGAACACAGAGGUCACAAAACCAAAACGGUUCCUCCGGGAGGGAAAGCGGACCCAAAGGAAAGAGCUAAAAAAACGAGGCGCUCGGCGGCCGAGGCCCAGGACAUCGACUGGUUGGCGCUGUUCGCCCCGACGCCUCGCCGCCAAGCGGGCCUCACCGCCGCCACGCUGCUCAGGCUCACCAGCGCCCAGUACGGAGCCAAGCGGCAGAAGAAGUCGGAGUCCAAGCCGGCGGCGGCGGCGACUCAGGGUGAGGCUGGCGGCAAGCCGGCCUGCGGGGAAGCGGCGCCGGCCCAAAAACCCACGCAUCCCAAGCGCGCGGACCAACUGAAGCACGCGAAACAGGGUCCGGGUGAUCUGGUUGGUCCCCGGCUGGAAGCAUCCGUCCAGGGUUGCUGUAGUCUGUGCAAGAGCGAGGCCUUGGCGCCCGAGUGGGACGGCAGCGCGGGGGCGCAGGAGCGCCUCAGGCGGGAGCUCCGUCGCGGCUCUUCUUCGCUGGGAUUCUCCCUGAAGGCGAUAAAAAAGGAGCAGGUGGAGGCCGACGUGGCCCCCUGCUACUGCUGCUCCCAGGACAGGUGUGUGGAGUACUGCCACCGGCUGGCCCUCUUCCUGGAGGACAAGACCUUCAAGGAGCCGGAGGACGGCACGCUGUCCGAGGUGUUCCACCACCACCACCAUCACCACCACCACCACCACCUCCAGGCCCAGCACGCCGUGUCCCACCCGGCGGCCAUAACCAUCAGCCCGCACAGCUACGCCUGCUUCCCCGGCUACUACGUCCACUUCAGCCACCCGGACGCCUCGCCCGCUCCCAUCCCCCCUCCCCCCCCCGCUUUGUGCCCAAAGAGCGGCAAGAGAGCCAAGCUGCUCCCCGGCGCCGGGCCGCAGACCCCGGGGCUGGGCCACCCGGUGUACUGCUGCACCUCGGUGGAGGCGUGCUACGGGGAGCCCUGCAGGAUCAAGAGCUACUCCUCCUACACCAGCGUGGUUCCAGCCAUCGGCAGAGGAGGGUGCUCCUUCAGCGCGGCGGACUGCACCAAAUGCAGCCGCGGCGCCGAGAGAGACGACUACCCGUCAACCCUCAACAACCGCCGCAGUUCUCCCUCCGUCUCCGCCUCCCACGCAGCCGGCCAAUCAGUGGCCCGCAUCCAGACCCCGCCGCCCGACCCCGGCCGGCCGCAGAGCCCGCUGCAGGUGGCGAAGGAGUGUCCGCAGAGUGCCAAGUCGCCGAGCGGGUCGAGGUCUGGCGCACGCGGGCCCGUUGGCGUCGGCGCCGGAGGCUUGGCGGCGCGGCCUCUCGACGGGAACAAGAAGCAGAAGCUCGCCGCUCCCGGCGCCGGGGGGCGAGCGGUUGCCAAGCAGCCGAAGAACGGACGCCAGAAAUCCACCAACGGCUGGCAGCCGGUUGGCCUGCCCUUCCAGAAGGAGGUCUUCUCCGUGGGAGAGGCGGCUCUGGUGCUGAGGAAGUGCUUCGAGGGGGUCCAGAGGGACGGGGAGCUGAUCCGGGUCAGAGACACUGUUCUGCUCAAAUCUGGACCCAGGAAGAAGUCUCUGCCUUACGUGGCCAAGAUCUCAGCUCUGUGGGAGGAGCCGGAGUCAGGAGAGCUGAUGAUGAGUUUGUUUUGGUACUACCGUCCAGAGCACACGCAAGGGGGACGCAUUCCCAGCAUACAUUGUGAGAACGAGAUCUUCGCGUCUCGUCACCAGGAUGUGAACAGUGUGGCCUGUAUUGAAGACAAAUGCUACGUUCUAACACUGGCCCAGUAUUGUCGAUUUUGUGCCUUGGUUAAACGCCAUAGGGAGGGCGUACGCCACCGCGCCGCCUCCUUCGUGGUGCCACCCAUCGUCGGCGACGCCAUGCCCACCCACCACUGUGUGCCCGACGACGUCGACCCGGAGCUGGUGUUUUUCUGUCGACACGUCUACGACUUUCGCUACGGACGCCUCCUCAAGAAUCUGCAGUAGCAUCUGCUACAUCAUGCCAUUGGAAGUGGGACAAUGUCACUCAUUCUCCUCAGCUUUGAUUGGCUGCACACCUUCCUGCAGCUGGCGUGACGGUUAACUGGAAGUUUAGGAGGAUUAAGGAUUGACGGAGGAGUAUUUUUUUUUUUUUUUUAAAUAUCCUGCUUGUGUCAUGCCCCACCUUUUUAUUUAGUAAGAGUGACAAAUAUUAUACAAGUUGAUAUGGCAGUGAAACCGUGGCUCCGUGGUGUCGUAGCAGCUGUUUGGAGAACCUGGAACUUACUCUGCUGUAGAACAUGCUACUGUAGCUCGUAGAAAUGUGACAUUUCAUAGGUAUGGAGAGAGGUGUGGUUUUAUGUUACUGUUUGCCUGACGGAUAUCAGACACCCGCUCGCUGAACAAAGUUUGAGGCAUAUCGUCCCGCAUUGGUCCUUACGAGGAGACGCAGAGGACUACGUUGGAUAUUACAUAUAUUUUGCGGAUGAAAGAGAAGCUCCGGUGAACGUUUGGGUUCAAGGCGUUUUAGGGAACAAUGUUAGGGAUAUUUUUUGAUUUCUCGACAAAAGUAAGACUAGAUAAUCUUGUCUCCAGCUAUAUAUUUACCAGCCCAACAUGAGAGUUGUAUCGAGAAUCUCAUCAAAGUCGCAAUGCAAAUGCCCCAAUUUCCCGAUUCAAACGGUUCUAUGAUUUAACAUUUCCAUUUGGUAUCAUGUAACUGUGAUCGACCUGUAGAUGUAGUAAACUCUGACCACACCUGUGAUGAGGGUUCUUGAUUAGAAGGUUUAAUUAAAUCAAAUUCAACCUUGCUGACAAUGAUCCAGGAACAGCAAAAAGCAAAACAUGGACCUUUUUUUGGCUCCACCUCUUUGGGUUUUUUUUCCGAGAGAAUUAUGGGUUUUAAUGCAACUCUUCAAUUCACCUGGAUGGUGAUUUCUCAAUGUGGUAAAGACCUACACUUUAGAAAGAAAGCACACUUUGGUUCGAUUUGAACCCUGCAGUGUGAAGAUGUCCCAAUGAGCCCAGCGUUGACGGGGUUGUAACACCAACGCGGAGGAAUAUUCUUCCUUCUCAAAGCGGAUUGUCAGGGGUGUAAUACGACUCGGGUGUCGGCUAACUGUAUAUUUGCAUUUAUAUAUCUGGAUGAGUGUGUGUUCUGUUCGUGGCAGAUGGCAGUUAGUCACCUAUAUUCUCGUUUCUUCACCGAUGAAAUGGUGAGCGAUGUAUUCAGUGUAGCAUUUAGAUCUGUGAUGAUGAUGAUGAUGACGAUGAUCCAUUCCUAUGUUUGAGAGAAGAUAUGUAUUUAUUUCUGUAUUGAGAAAAUAUAAUUUAUUUUCAAAAGAUAAUUUUAAAGAAUAGUUUUAGAUGAGUGGCUUUUAUUCCUGAUUAUAAAGGAGGUCUCUCCUUAGCUGCACUGUCUAAGAUGAAAAGUGUGAGUCAUUCGCAAUAGUAUUUCUGUGACUGAUUGAGCUUUGCUUGCCCAAUACAAGGAUAUUAAGUGUUGUGUUGAAAAUGUAAUGAAGUCAGAGACAGACAUUUAGAAGGAUCUCAGAUACGGUUUGAAGGACACCUGCUAACAUGUGACCAGAGAUGCUUAACCUGCAGGAGCACAACAUACCUUGGCCUCUCCCUGCUCCCCGUCCCUUGUCCUACGAUGAUAAAGCUUUGCCUUUUUCACCUUUAAAUGCCGAAUGCUACCAUGAGUUAAACCUACCUUGCCAUUAGCCUGUGCCCUUGAUCUUGCUGCCUUAUAGAACAUUCCCAGCCUUUCAUUUAGAGAUGUGUGCUGAUAUCUUAGUGUGCUGAUCUUGAUUCCGAGACGCUCGAGAAGCAUCUCAGGUCCAUCACGCCGUCGUGUGAUCUAAAAGGAUAAAACUGAUCAAUGAUCAACUCUUUCGUUUUGUUAAAAGUCGGCUCACGUUUUGAUUGGAAUUCAAAGUGAUCUGGUAAAGAGCUGCGGCUGUUAAAGGAAUAGUUCAACAUUUAGGGAAAUGCAUGUACUUUCUUGUUGGAGAGUUAAAUGACGUGAUGGAUACCAGUGGGAGCUGAAGCCUAGCUUAGCAUACCUAGAGCGUGUACCUUAGACUGCAGGUACAACAGCCAGGCUUUUUCUG
Molecule: messenger RNA, 5538 nt
Organism: Pungitius pungitius (ninespine stickleback)
Lineage: Eukaryota; Metazoa; Chordata; Actinopteri; Perciformes; Gasterosteidae
Gene: bahd1
Product: bromo adjacent homology domain containing 1
Exons: 7
Coding region: 908-3430 (840 amino acids)
Biological process (GO): negative regulation of DNA-templated transcription; heterochromatin formation
Cellular component (GO): chromatin silencing complex
Molecular function (GO): chromatin binding; transcription cis-regulatory region binding
Source: RefSeq, a predicted model, not a curated record